CGGGUCACGUGGUCCAACGGUGAUAAACUCGAGAAAGCGGCGGUGAAAGAAAUGGCAGGCAAGAUGAGAUUUACUGACAGCUCCUUUAGCAUCUUCAGGGAUAUGUUUACUCUCAUUUUUCUGCAAGCGUUUUACCUGACAACUGUCUGUGGUCAAACGGAGGUCCAGGCACGUCCAGCCAAAAUUCCAUGGACCCUGGAGAAGGUUUACCACAAGCCAAGCACAUUAUCUGAUGAGGAUGUCCUUGCAUUAGCAGAGAAGACAAAUAUUUCUCGAAUGUGGCAAGAGGAUCUACAGCCUAUAUUAGUGGAGAGAUAUCCAGGUUCUCCUGGAAGUAAAGUGGUACGCCAGCACAUUCUCAAGCGAUUGAAAGAGUUGCAGGCAGGCUGGGUGACAGAGGAAGACACUUUUCAGGAUUACACACCAUAUGGCUAUGUGACCUUUUCAAACAUCAUUGCCACUCUGAAUCCAUCAGCCAAGAGACGACUGGUACUAGCUUGUCAUUAUGACUCCAAAUAUUUCCCACCACAGUGGGAUGGCCAGGUAUUUGUGGGAGCCACAGAUUCAGCUGUUCCUUGUGCCAUGCUUCUGGAACUGGUGAAAGCCCUGGAUGAUCGAUUUCUGUCCUUGAAGACCAGCUCUGCAUCCAGACCAGAUCUCACCCUACAGCUUAUCUUCUUUGAUGGAGAGGAGGCAUUUUAUCAGUGGACUAACUAUGACUCUCUUUAUGGAUCUCGGCAUUUAUCCCAGAAGAUGGCAAGUACAGCACAUCCUGAGGGUGCCAGAAAUACAAACCUGCUGAGUGGAAUUGAUAUGUUGAUGCUUCUGGAUUUAAUUGGAGCUUCAAAUCCAGUCUUUGGAAGUUACUUCCAGAAUACAGCCCGAUGGCUUACUAGGCUGCAGAUGAUUGAACGAAGGUUGCAUACCUUAGGACUUCUGAUCGAGCAUCCCAGAGAAGUUCAGUAUUUCUGGCCACAUGUUCAUGUAUAUCCCAUCUUAGAUGACCACAUUCCAUUUUUAAAAAGAGGUGUUUCAGCCCUUGUCAUGGCACCAUCACCAUUCCCUCGAGUAUGGCACACCAUGGAUGACAAUGAAGAAAAUCUCCACUCGGCCACCAUUGAGAACCUUAACAAGAUACUUCAAGUGUUUGUGAUGGAGUACCUUCAGCUUUAGAUUUCAGCUUUUGUUUUCUGUGCCCAUAUUAUGAAAAAUGUAAUUUUUAUUAAUGAUAAUAUGUUUAGUCUUCAUCAUAAAAUAAGUAAGCAGUACUUGACAGAGUGUGGAGUCCUGACAGGCUACUGCACAUGUUGGGUAGGUUGUAUUUCAGUGGCAAGUAACAGGUGAACAUCCUCUCAUGUAAAAUUUGAAUACCAACAGCAUAUAUCUCACAUUUGAUAAUGUGUUUAUUAUAAUAUAAUUUAAAAUUAAAAUGCAUACAUUUUGAAAAGUGCAGUAAUGUAUGAAAAUACCUAUUUUUUUUUACUAUAACUGUUUAGUGUGACAUAAAACGUAAUCCUCAAUUCUUAAUGUGCUAAUUGUUCCACCAAAUCAGUUUUAUAUAUGGAGCAUCAUUGUUAUAAAGGUUUCGUCACCACUGAGAAAACAAGGUUUGGUUUGUUUAUAUGAUUAUAUAAACUGUAUGUGACAUAAUGCAAAACAUAUGAACAUGCAAUAAGACUGGGAAAUGUUUUUGCUAAUCAUUGUUAGUGCGUAACAUCACUAUCUGUUGCUUGCUUUAUAAGAAGAAAACAGUAUUUUAAUUUCA
Molecule: messenger RNA, 1765 nt
Organism: Protopterus annectens (West African lungfish)
Lineage: Eukaryota; Metazoa; Chordata; Ceratodontiformes; Protopteridae
Gene: QPCT
Product: glutaminyl-peptide cyclotransferase
Exons: 7
Coding region: 52-1173 (373 amino acids)
Molecular function (GO): zinc ion binding; glutaminyl-peptide cyclotransferase activity
Source: RefSeq, a predicted model, not a curated record